GCGGAGGUUCCUUAGCAGGCGGAGGUUCCUUAGCAGGCGGAGGUUCCUUUGAAGGCGGAGGUUCCUUAGUAUUAGGUAAUGGGUCUUUAAGAGGUGGGUCUUUAAUUACAUCUUCAACCUUUUUCACAAUUGGUUCAGCAAUUUUUUUGGCAUCGUCAGGUAGUUUAGCCUUUGCAUCUAUCGAUAAAAGUUCUCGUUUACGAUGGUAG
Molecule: messenger RNA, 209 nt
Organism: Funneliformis geosporum
Lineage: Eukaryota; Fungi; Glomeromycota; Glomeromycetes; Glomerales; Glomeraceae
Source: the annotation of a GenBank genome assembly